Xenopus tropicalis (tropical clawed frog) is the source of this 1985-nucleotide messenger RNA. RefSeq names its product branched chain amino-acid transaminase 2, mitochondrial (gene bcat2). Gene Ontology annotation, biological process: branched-chain amino acid metabolic process. NCBI's taxonomy places the organism in Eukaryota, Metazoa, Chordata, Amphibia, Anura, Pipidae. Gene Ontology annotation, cellular component: mitochondrion; cytoplasm. Gene Ontology annotation, molecular function: branched-chain-amino-acid:2-oxoglutarate transaminase activity; catalytic activity; L-valine:2-oxoglutarate transaminase activity. The record is from RefSeq and is marked provisional.
CAAGCGCACACACCUGAACCAUGGCAGCCACCGCAGCAGCUUUAUCCGGGCUGAAGGUUCUCGGCAAACAGUUGGUCAUCGCUCAACGUAUCUGGCCCAGUGUCCUCUGCAGAGCUGCAAGCACCUCAUUCAAGGCAUCGGACCUGCAGAUAGAGCUAAACAAGCAGCCCAAAGAGAAGACUGAUGUGGCCAACCUCAUAUUUGGGAAGGCUUUCAGUGAUCACAUGUUGACUGUGGAAUGGAGCAAUGACAAGGGCUGGGGAAAGCCACAAAUCAAACCAUUUCAAAACCUUUCCCUUCACCCUGCUACCUCUGCUCUGCACUACUCUGUGGAGCUCUUUGAAGGAAUGAAAGCUUACAGAGGGGAGGACAAUCACAUCCGGCUUUUUCGGCCUAUGUUAAACAUGGAGAGGAUGCACAGAACUGCCCUUCGAGCAUGUCUACCUUCCUUUGACAAGGCAGAGCUCCUUGAGUGCCUGAGAAAACUCAUUGAAAUUGACCAGGAUUGGGUUCCUCGUUCCACUUCGGCCAGUCUCUAUAUCAGGCCCACCUUCAUUGGCACGGAGCCUUCACUCGGAGUCACAAAGUCCACUCACGCACUGCUGUAUAUCAUUCUUUCACCCGUGGGACCCUACUUUGCAGGUGGUGGCUUUUGCCCAGUGUCCCUUCUAGCUGAUCCUCAAUAUGUACGCGCCUGGAUAGGGGGUGUAGGCAACUGCAAACUGGGUGGGAAUUAUGGUCCAACGAUAUUUGUGCAGAACGAAGCAGUCAAGGUUGGAUGCCAGCAGGUUCUCUGGCUCUAUGGGGAUGACCAUAAGGUGACUGAAGCUGGCACUAUGAAUUUCUUCAUGUACUGGAUUAACGAACAUCAAGAGGUAGAAUUGCUGACCCCUCCUCUGGAUGGUUUAAUCCUUCCUGGUGUGACCAGACAAAGCCUGCUGGAUUUGGCACGGAAAUGGGGGGAUUUCAAAGUUUCCGAACGGUCGGUCACAAUGAGUGAAGUUAUCAAAGGCCUGCAGGAGAACCGGGUAAAGGAAGUGUUUGGCGCAGGAACAGCCUGUGUGGUCUGCCCAAUAAAGAGCAUUCUCUAUCAGGGAACGAAUUAUGCCUUACCUACCAUGGAGAAUGGACCAGAUGUUGCAAAGAGGUUUCUAAAUGAGCUCACUGACAUUCAGUAUGGGCGCACUCCCAGUGACUGGUCAUACCUCGUUUGAUAACAAAUGGGCCUCUGUCAGAUCCGGCAUUCCUGAGCAAUACAAUCACAGACCUUCCUGGAGUUUUAUUUAUAAGGAUUUUAUUGUACCGGGGGGAGGGUGGAUAAUGGAGACGACAAGUGAGGAGUUACUACCUCUGUUUCCAUAGCUGCUUCCACUCCCUUCUCUCACCCGUCCUCCAUUCCUUUUAAGCGCCGGGAUGUGGCUGACAGCUGACUUUUUGUAUUUUAAUAAUGGUGCAAAACAGGAUACUACUUGUGCUCUUAGCUGGAUUAGAAAUGUGAAUAGAAACCCAUGACUAAUUGCUAUAGAAGUUGUGGGAAUAUUGCCUUUAGGGUUUCUGUAUAUACGUAUAUAUACUGUACACUCCAUAGUCCUCAACAAGGGCCAAGCGUCCCUUCUUCCCGUAAUUCAUAGCAGCCAAUCAGCUGUUAGAAUUAGGAAACCCAAUGCCUGAUAGGCUGCUAUGCUUACAGGACUAGGGCAAACUGUUAAUUGGUUUGUGCAUAUCCUUAAUGUGCAAACCAAGCUUUUAUUUACCUUAUACCCUUUGAGGUCAAAAUGGUGUUUUCCCUCUGCUAUUAAAACGCACAAAACUGUCACAAUGUGCACAAGUUAAUGUGACAUUUCUUUGCAUUAAAAAAAGUUAUUUACUGUUAGAAAAAAAGGAGCAAAUUCAUUGGGGAAAAUGGUUAUAUUAUCUGAUGGUCCAGCAGUAUAAAUAUUUUUGUGCAGUUGAAUGUAUAUAAAUAUAUGUAACCUGUGUAUUAA